AUGGAUAUGAUGUCUCAAAAUUUAUUCUCUGGGUGGUGCUUUAGUAGUAAUUUUGUAAACCAUCCUAGUGGAAGAAGUGUUAUGGCUUGGAAUGACCAAGCAUUUCAUGUUGAGAUGAAAGUUGUCACAGACCAGCUUAUGCAUAGUCAUAUUAGAAGUUUAAGUGGGACUCAUGAGUUUGAAUGUACGUUUGUUUAUGCACAGAAUUCUGCUAAACAAAGGAAGGCUCUCUGGAGGGAUUUGGAAUAUAUAGCUCAGAAGAUCAAGCAUCCUUGGGUAGCAAUGGGUGAUUACAAUUGUAUUCUAAAUAGAGAGGAGCGUGUGGGUUCUGCAGUUAGAGAUGGUGAAAUGCUGGAAUUUAGGAGAUGCAUAAAUAAUUGUGAGUUAGAUGAUCUAAAAUCUACUAGCUAUUAUUACACAUGGAACAAUAAACAAUAUGGUGAUAUGAGAGUUUAUUGUAAAUUGGAUAGAGUGUUGUUUAAUGAGAAGUGGUGUGAGAAGUUUCGUGCAUCUAAAGCAUGGUUUAUGCCUGGGGGCAUGUUUGAUCAUUCACCAAUAGUGUUGUUUGUCUUUGAUGAUAGAAGAGGUGGGAAUACUCAUUUCAAGUAUUAUAAAAUGUGGAGUCAGGCUCUUAGUUUUCUGAACAAGGUAAGAGAAUGCUGGGAGAGUAGAAUUCUUGGCACAACAAUGUUUAGAGUGGUGCAAAAACUAAAGACGAUGAAGAACGUAAUGAAGAAUAUAAAUAAGCAUGGCUUCUCAGAAAUGCAAGUUGUUGAUGCCAAGGCUUAUGAGAUUAUGAUAGAGUGUCAGCACCACUUAAAGCAAGAUCCUGGUGAUAUUAAGAAAGAAGAAAGAGUUGUUGCAGAGUAUAAGAAAGUUCAUGAAUGCUACUUGUCUUUCCUUAGACAAAAGGCAAAAUUAGCAUGGAUUCAGCAGGGUGAUGAAAAUUCUAGUUUGUUUCAUAGAGCCAUAAGGAAGAGAAGAAUGCAGAAUAAUGUUUAUGGCAUUCAUGAUAUGAAUGGAACCUUGGUGGAAGGAGACAAGUCCCCAGGUCCUGAUGGAUUUGGAACCCACUUCUUCAAGGACACUUGGUCUAUUGUUGGUUCCAAAAUCACUGCCGCCAUCAAGGAUUUCUUUACUUCAGGUAAGCUCUUAACAGAAGUAAACACCACUAUUUUAACUUUAAUUCCUAAAGUUAAAUGUCCUAGUAGUGUCUCUGACUUCAGACCUAUUGCUUGCUGCAAUACUAUAUACAAAUGCAUCACAAAAGUCAUGUGUGAUAGAAUAAAAGCAAUUCUUCCUGUCAUAAUUGGUGAGAACCUAGGGGCUUCCAUUAAGGGGAGGUUCAUUGGUCAUAAUAUUAUGAUCUGCCAGGACUUGGUGUUCAUCAUUCCGAAGAAAGUGCUUAAUGAUGUAGAGAGUAUUUGUAGAUCUUUCCUAUGGACUGAGGAAUACUAUAGUGGGAGGCCUGGUUAUGUUGCUUGGGUAAGUGUUUGUCUACCUAAGUAUGCAGGGGGCUUGGGUAUCAGACAGAUUAACAAAUGGAAUAUAGCUGAUAUCAGACAGAUUAACAAAGAAAGGCAAUCUAUGGAUAAAGUGGAUUAA
This is a messenger RNA of Beta vulgaris subsp. vulgaris (sugar beet), 1605 nucleotides long. RefSeq lists its product as uncharacterized. Bases 1 to 1605 code for a protein of 534 amino acids. The transcript has 3 exons. The record is from RefSeq and is a predicted model, not a curated record. Lineage: Eukaryota; Viridiplantae; Streptophyta; Magnoliopsida; Caryophyllales; Amaranthaceae.